UUGUUUUCUUGAUGUUACAUAAGUAUGUUAUGUUUUUCUCAGACAAUGAAAGUAUGAUUUUCUGGUAAAGAGGAUGAGAAUUCAAAGGAAAUUGAGGGUCCAAAUGUUUUUCCAUUGUGGGAGGACAUAAAUUGAACUAUGAUGGAAGAUUGAAGGACCACCCCACCCCCAUUGCCAUUGUUGUCUUCUUCUUUGGGACAAUUUAUUGGUUUAUGCGGGAGGAAGAAAUAAUAUUUAUUUAUUACAAAUUUUGCUUAUAUACAGUAUACACUGCAACACUGUAAUUCUUUAAGAAAAAUGGAUUAAAGAAAAAGAGUAAGAAAAAAUAUACUUUGGUAGCCUCACCGGUCACAACUGACCAGCCCACACUGAAACACCCCUAAUUUCUGUCAAGAAUUCAGACAACAAUCCAAAUAUCCACAUUUACCAACACACACUGUAGCCUGAUAAAGCCAGCUGAACUUCUGCACAAUAUGAUUGGCUGCCCUUUCCACCAAUUCAUCCUCUCCUUUACAGCCCAGAGCCAAAUUCAGAAGCCAGCAAAACUAGGCAAAUUCAGAGCCAAAUUCACUAAUAUAUAUAUAUAUAUGUAUAUGAGUUGGUGUGAGUGUGAAUAUGAGUGGGUGUGUGGGGUAGUACAGGUCAAUAACCUGACAGCAAAACUAGGCAGACAAAUGUACAAUUUUCUAAACAAUACAGCCUGCUUAGUUUGCAAAAAGAUAAGUGAUUAUGUGUAGUAGAUUCAAACAAAUAAGAGAAGCUGAAAGCCUGCAUUGCUUUAUUGCAAUAUCAUUUUAUCUUUCUUGGCUCAAUCACUCAACUUAUAUGUGCAAAAGAUUGGAAGUGACUGAUACCUUUUCAGGGCAGUGACACAACAGGAAGCUCUCAAAAGGCAGAUGCAAAUUGAUGCUGGACAGCGCAGUGGGGUACCGUGAAAAGCUUGUGUUUGUGAGUUGUCCAGCAAUAGGAAUUGGCAGCAUUGUUCAUUCAUUACCUGGUAUUUUUGUUGAUGCUUUGACAUCAACCACUUUGCAUUUUUCUCUGAGCUUUUCAGCACUAGAAAGCACUUUUAAAAGCCAUAUUUUGCAACAAAAAAGCCGCUAGAAUUGCAUGUGAAGUUUUGCCAUCAAAGACUGCAUAUUGUUUUAGUGGUUUUAUGUUUCUUGGAUGCAUUAAUUUUGGAUUAGCUAACAGCUAGCCUUGUCUCGAUUCGAUUCGAUUCGUAUUGUGAAUCAAUGUUCAGAUCUUUUGUUAUAGACUACAGCAGAGGUGGUUGUGUCUGCACGUCAUGGGAAGCUCGUUGGCAGCCGUUGUUGGAGGCGUAGGCGGGGGGCUAAUACUUAUCCUUGUUGUUGCUGUAUUGGUAUGGUUCUUUAGAUCUAAAUUCGGACAAUUUUCGAAUCGUGGCUCUGAAACAUUCUCUUCUGAUACCUCUGUAGCAGCAACUGCGACGAUGAAAAGAAGUGGAGCAACAGGUUCAUACGCAGUCCCGAGACAAUUCAGAUUCGAAGAGCUCGAGCAAGCUACAAAGAAUUUCGAUGAGAGCAACCUCAUUGGAUGCGGAACCUUUGGUUUAGUUUAUAAAGGAUUGCUCGCCGAUGGAACCUUUGUCGCCAUCAAGAGACGAGCCGGUCAUCCUCAACUCGACUUCACUGAAGAGGUGGCUCACUUAUCGACAAUUCAGCACCGUAAUGUCGUUAAGCUUCUCGGUUAUUGCCAAGAACGAGGAUCCCAAAUCCUCGUUUUCGAGUACCUCCCCAACGGCAGCAUGUGCAGUCAUUUAUACGGCGCGGCCAAGGAGUCGAACACAAAGCUCGAAUUUAAGCAAAGGCUAAACAUAGCAACCGCGGCGGCGAAAGGCUUGUCUCAUUUGCACGGCUUACAACCUCCCGUAAUCCACGGCAACUUCAAGACAGCUAACGUCUUAGUCGAUGAGGAUUUCGUCACGAAAGUUUCCGACGCAGGCGUCAAGAAACUACUCGAGAGAAUCGACGAUGCAGGCUCGUCGACCUCAGCCUCCAUCGACGCUUUCCGGGACCCCGAGUUAGGACUUCCCGAUACGGACAAUGAGAUCAACGACAUAUACAGCUACGGAAUAUUCCUACUAGAGCUGAUAUCGGGUAAGGAAGCCGCGAACAAAGAGGCCUUCAGAUCAAAUGACGGCAUACUUCAAUGGGUACAAGAAUGUUUGAGUUCGGACAAUCUAAUCGACCGUCAGUUAGCGGGAAGCUUCACUCCCGAAGGAAUGAAAGAUGUAAUAAAAGUAAUGCUGCAAUGCAUGAGGUUUCCCGGGAGGGAGAGGCCGAGGAUGGAGAAUGUAGUUGUCGAGCUCGAGCAGAUACUCGAGAAGGAGAUGACGAGAACGACGGUCAUGGGCGAAGGCACCAUGACCGUCAUUCCCGGGAGCGAACUGUUCACAAAUUAAUACUUGGAUCAUUAUUGCAACUUAUUUUAUCGUUUAAGGUAACAAGACAAGACUAGAGGAUGAUGAUGAUGAUGAUUGUCUUUUUAGGACAAGACUCGGAGGUUUUAUCUGGCUUGCUUUUAUCAGCCGUUACAGCAUUUUUAUGAUGUCGCUAUUUUGGUAUAUUUUAUUUUCUUUUUUUAUUUUAUAUUUUAUAUUUUUUUAUAACGUAAAAAAAUUUGCCGAUGCUAUUCGUGGAGUUCGCCCCCGAAAGGAAAACAAUAGUGGUAGUAGUACUUAAA
This is a messenger RNA of Andrographis paniculata, 2706 nucleotides long. Its product is annotated as receptor-like protein kinase THESEUS 1. NCBI's taxonomy places the organism in Eukaryota, Viridiplantae, Streptophyta, Magnoliopsida, Lamiales, Acanthaceae. Gene Ontology annotation, molecular function: ATP binding; protein kinase activity. Gene Ontology annotation, biological process: protein phosphorylation. The record is from RefSeq and is a predicted model, not a curated record. The coding region runs from base 1289 to 2425 and encodes 378 amino acids. The transcript has 8 exons.